AUGGAGCUUUGGAGAGCCUUGCUCUUUUAUAUUGUGGUGUUGGUGGUAAUUGAUGUAGGAGAGGCACAACUAAGACACAAUUUCUAUGAGAGUACAUGUCCAAAUGUCGAGCUCAUCGUGAGGCAAACGGUGAUGAAAAAGGUAAAGCAAACCUUCGUCACGGUUCCGGCCACCUUGAGGCUCUUCUUGCAUGAUUGCUUUGUUGAGUUUGGUUAUUUAAAAAAUCCAGUGAUAACAAGGUAUUUUAUUAAGGCUAUGCUUAAGAAGGAAGAAAACAAAAUGAUAAUGUUACGGAUAAUAGAAGCAGUAAGACAACCUAGCAUAGAAAGUCUUCUUUAUAUGGCUUUAUACGGAUGCGACGCGUCAAUCCUGAUCUCAUCCUCAAACGGAGAUGCAGAGAAAGAUGCAGACGACAACCUCUCGCUGGCCGGCGAUGGCUUCGACACUGUGAUCCAGGCCAAACAGGAGGUCGAGUCUGCUUGUCCUGGCGUAGUCUCCUGUGCUGAUAUUUUAGCGAUGGCAGCCAGAGAUGUUGUGGCACUAACUGAAAUUUUUGUAUUAACGGAAUAUGGCCGAAUUUCAUCCAAAUCCCGAGUCCCGGGCAACCUCCCAUCCCCAGACUCCAACCUCGAGCCCCUAACCUCCCUCUUCGCCAAGAACAACCUCACCCUGACCGACAUGAUCGCCCUCUCUGGUGCGCACACAGUCGGUUUCUCCCACUGCAACCGCUUCUCCGACCGCCUCUACUCCCCUUCCGGCGUUGACCCGUCGCUGAACCCUAUCUACGCUGGGCAGCUCAUGCGGGCUUGCCCGCAAAAUGUAGACCCAUCAGUCGCCAUUAACAUGGACCCCAGCACGCCCAACAGGUUCGACAAUGCAUAUUUCACAAACUUGGUGAGUGGUCGGGGACUGUUCAGGUCCGAUCAGGUUUUGUUCGGUGAUCCUACAUCGAGACCUAUUGUGAACGGGUUUGCAAGAGAUCCAAGGAGCUUCAUGCUGGCAUUUUCAGCUGCCAUGGUUAAGCUUGGGAGGGCUGGAGUGAAGAUUGGGGAUCAAGGAGGGAUCAGGAGAGACUGCUCAGUCUUCAGCUGACGCUGUGCUUAGAAUUCAAGAUAUCAAGGCAUACAAAUAAAAGAAAUUUACCGAUUUAUUAAAAUCUUUAUGAGUUGUUGAAUUCAGAAAAAUAAAUAUGGAGCUUUGUCACACAUAUAUCAAGAGUAACUGUUAUACCGAAUAUUUCCAUACGACAAAA
Asparagus officinalis (garden asparagus) is the source of this 1252-nucleotide messenger RNA. Its product is annotated as peroxidase 55-like. NCBI's taxonomy places the organism in Eukaryota, Viridiplantae, Streptophyta, Magnoliopsida, Asparagales, Asparagaceae. The transcript is spliced from 4 exons. Gene Ontology annotation, biological process: hydrogen peroxide catabolic process; response to oxidative stress. Bases 1 to 1092 code for a protein of 363 amino acids. The record is from RefSeq and is a predicted model, not a curated record. Gene Ontology annotation, molecular function: peroxidase activity; heme binding.